CAAAACCACGUGACCGCCGAGGAGGAAGUGAGUGCAGCGGGUGAGGAACAUGGGACGCCGCCUGUCCCCAUCCUCCUCCUCCGCCUGCCUGAGUUAACAACAUCGACAUGAGUCUGUGUUUCAGCCUGUUGCUGCUGCUGCUGCUUCACGUCGUGGCUCCGCUCGUCGGGACCGAUGCUCGGCAGCAGUGGCCCGUCCCCUACAGGCGGUUUGAUGGUCGCCCUGACGCGGACUCUUACUGUGAAGCUCUCUUCCCAUUCUGCCCGACCGGAGACGAGGAUGGACGAAUCCCCUACGUGAGGGACUCUGAUGUGAUCUCAGUUUAUAGGCUGCAAACGCCUGUGUGGGAAUUCAAGUACGGAGAUCUGCUGGGGAAAUUUCAUAUCAUGCACGAUGCCAUCGGGUUCAGCAGUUCGGAGACGGGGGCCAACUUCACCAUGGAGUGGUACGAGCUGUUCCAGCUGGGGAACUGCACCUUCCCUCACUUGCGGCCCGAGUCCUACGCACCGUUCUGGUGCAACCAGGGGGCGGCCUGCUUCUUCGAAGGCAUCGACGACUCACACUGGUCACAAAACGGCACGUUGGAGAAAAUAGGAGAAGUAACCGGGAACCAGUUCAAUGACAUGGCCCAGUGGGUCCAGGACGACAACUCGACUGGGAUCUAUUACGAGACGUGGACCGUUCGCUCCGACCCCGGCCCCAACGCCACGUUGUGGUUCGAGUCUUACGACUGCUCCCAGUUCGUCCACCGCACGUACAGGAAGCUGACGGAGCUCGGAGCCAAGCUGUCGAGUCGCUCGCAAACCAACUACACCAAGAUCUACCUGUACAGCGGCGAGCCCACGUACCUCGGGAACGACAGCGCCAUUUUCGGUCAGCCCGCCCUGAAGAACCUGGCGGAGGACAUCCGUAAAUUCUACCACACGUUCCGGCCGCACCAGUCGUUCGUAGACUUCACCGCCAGUCUGUUGGAGGCGUACACACAGGUGGUGUUGGACAAGAGCUUUUACCUCUACUACAACUUCGAGUACUGGCAUCUGCCAAUGAAAUCUCCAUAUAUGCAGAUUACAUAUGAGGAGGUGCCUUUGCCUUAACAUCCCCCCCCCGUUGAUUAAUUGAUCAUCGGCAUUAAUUAAAAAGCUGCAAAAACGGCAAAUCUUCACAUUUGAGAAGCUGAAAUGAGUGAAUGUCAUUUUUUAUUUAAUAAAGUACUUCAACGAUUAAUGGAUUAUCAAAAUAGUUGACGUUCAAGCUAUUUUUGGAUGAUUUUGAUUGAUGUUCAUCAACAGAUUUUGCUCAUUCAAAAGUGCCCUCGGCAGUUUUCUUGUAAACAAACAAAAGUUGUUAUUAUUCUCACCAAAGUAGUCAAAUAAACAUAUUUACUGCAUUUUCCUCCUCAUAAAACAUUUGCAAAGCU
Scophthalmus maximus (turbot) is the source of this 1417-nucleotide messenger RNA. RefSeq names its product CLN5 intracellular trafficking protein (gene cln5). The transcript has 4 exons. Gene Ontology annotation, biological process: lysosome organization. Lineage: Eukaryota; Metazoa; Chordata; Actinopteri; Pleuronectiformes; Scophthalmidae. The record is from RefSeq and is a predicted model, not a curated record. Gene Ontology annotation, cellular component: lysosomal membrane; lysosome. Bases 108 to 1094 code for a protein of 328 amino acids. Gene Ontology annotation, molecular function: hydrolase activity, acting on glycosyl bonds.